AUGUUUCGAUCCAUUAUCGGCCGCUACGGGCACUCUUAUGGGUCCUCCCGACUGACAGGCUCCGCUCCCAGGCCCACGCUUUGCCAGACACGGUCAUUCGUCGAUCCUCAGUGUCCAGCACAUUUGGAGCAGCAUCAUCUCGAUCAUCAGCAGAAUCAUCAAAGACCUCCGGGUUAUCACCGGGAGUUUGCACCGCUAUUGUCCCAUUUUUAUGCAAUCAGAUCGACGCAGAGCACAGUCGUGUCACCGGGUGACCAUGUUGAAGCACAGAAGAAGGAAGUGCCAAAUGGGCUCAAAAAUGAAUUCUUCUCGAUUGUCCGAGAUGGUCAACCGGACCUGGUCAUGAACGCAUUACUCGAUCCCAAAUUUGAAGUCUUGGUUGGAUCGUUACCUGAGAGUACCUUUGUAGAAGCCUUUCGCUUGCUGUCUCCUGCCUACUUCACUGAUCCUUUUAGAGCUAUUUAUCGCGCGUUGCAUCCAUCUGCCGUAGCGCUCAAAGGUUACCCGCAAUUGGACAGGAUCUUCGAUAAGUUUGCUUGCAAUCUUGCCUCGAUCGUCUCGAUCAGACGGUCGGCGGGUCACACACUGGGACUGGCAGAGUACACCCAUCUCCUGGACUGUGCGCGGUCUACCGGGGAUGCGCUGAUGGCCGACCAUGUAUGGCAUGCCAUGCGUCAGGACGAUGUUGUCCCCGAUGUGCAUUGCUACAAUUACUACAUGGAAGCCAAGGUUUGGGAUGGGGCCUACACUGGCCGAGAGAAGUAUCAUCUGCGAGUAACGCCGUUCGCUUACCGUAAGCGAAGCUUCGACGACCCAAACUUGGGAUGGAAAGGCUAUGGGACUGCCCGCCGCAGUGUGCGCAAGGACAUCAUGAUGAUUUUGAACGAGAUGACGGAAGAAGGCACUUCGGGCGACGAGGGUACUUACGUGAACGUAAUUAUGGCGUCUUCCAGGGUGGGAUCCACGGAAACAAUGAAGCACGUGUUGAAGACGGUUUGGAACGUCGACAUUGACGCCCUGGCGGCGCCGGGAGACUCAUCGAGCCUUCCUCGCCCCAAGAAAUACGAUCGUUCUUCACCUCUGUAUCCAAGUAGUCGCCUCUUGUUCGCUGUCGCACACGCCUUUGGCACCAACAACGACAUUCCCGGAGCCAUGGGGGCAGUCAGCUUCAUAUCCAGCUCCUACGACAUUCCGGUCCCAGAAGAGGUCUGGCAAGAGCUGCUCGAGCGGUCCUUCGUUCUUUCUCGCCCGCGUUUCGGUAAGGAUGCCCAGCGCAAUAUAAAAGGAAAGGUUCCAUAUGAGUUCCUGACGGCCCUGGGCCAAACCAUGAAGUCGGAGCCUUUCAACGUCCAGCCCACCAUGGAGAUGUACCAACUCCUGGCCAAGACAGCGUGGGAUCAGGUCAAGCUACCAGAUUUCAGGCAGUACAUGGAGUCAGCAUACGCGAUUCUCGAAGAGACCCGACGCAAACGCCGAACUGCUCGAGCGAUCAUCGAAAACUACCUUGGUCCACCGCAAUCGGAGGCGACAGCUUCAGACACCGGCAGACCGUGCGCCGACCCCAAACUGCUCCUGUCUCGAGCAUUCACCGAGGCAGUGCAUACAUACGACGUGCUUCGCAUGCACACUGCCCAGCAGACGACCAUCAUGGAACGGCUCGCGAAACUUCUCCUCAUACACCCUCGCUGGGUCGGCCGCGACAAUCCUGUCUGGGAGCGUCAACUACUUCCCCGCGUGAUAGAAGAGUGGCAGGACUUCCUCCCCAAGUCGGUUUUGCUCCAGAUCGGAAGCGGGGACGUCUACGUCCACGGAGAAACUUGCUGGGGUGACCGCCUGCUCAACACACACAGGAGGAUACCAGUGCGUCGGCCGACCGUCGAUAACGGCCUGGUCCUCGACGAAGACGCCAGGGAACUCGACGACGACUUCUUCUGGGCGUGCUACCCUGCUGAAUUGCGAAGAAUGAACAUCCCUGCUGUUAGGCGGUUGUUCUCGGGAGUGACGAAACGGAUUGCCAACCCAGUGAGACGGAGACCUGCCUUAGAAGAAGCAGUUGAAGCCGACGCGGUGAACGAACGGGCUGGAGCUAUGCCUCAUGCUUUGGAAGCGGAAUACCCCUCGCAGAGACCGCUUCGGUGGAGUGCGGACGACGAGGAUAUCUUUGAUCCCACGACUAAUCCUCUCGCUGUAGCUUGA
Aspergillus fischeri NRRL 181 is the source of this 2196-nucleotide messenger RNA. RefSeq lists its product as uncharacterized. NCBI's taxonomy places the organism in Eukaryota, Fungi, Ascomycota, Eurotiomycetes, Eurotiales, Aspergillaceae. The transcript has a single exon. Gene Ontology annotation, molecular function: protein binding. Bases 1 to 2196 code for a protein of 731 amino acids. The record is from RefSeq and is a predicted model, not a curated record.